Molecule: messenger RNA, 1377 nt
Organism: Rhinolophus ferrumequinum (greater horseshoe bat)
Lineage: Eukaryota; Metazoa; Chordata; Mammalia; Chiroptera; Rhinolophidae
Product: glutaredoxin-2, mitochondrial-like
Exons: 1
Coding region: 641-1021 (126 amino acids)
Source: RefSeq, a predicted model, not a curated record
AUUGAUUCACUAGGUUAUGCAGACUUGUAAAUGUUGACAUAUUUUAAUAUACAGUUUUAAAAAGUCACAUUAAAAAAGAAAACCACUCAAGAGUAACGUCAGGGAAGACAGCAGAAUGAGAAGGACCAGGAAUCUGUGUCUCCACUUAGACAACAAUUAUAUUGGCAGAAACUGUCUGCAUUGACUAUUUUGGAACCAUAGAAUCUAUUUUAACAUUUAAAGCUUUCAGGGGAAAGCUUGUCUGGUAAUUAAGGUUAAUAUUGGUCAGUGUAAACCUUUGGUGUGGUAGCAGCUACCCAUAUCCCUCCCCGCAGCUCUCUGACAGGCAAUUAGGAGGUUGAGAAUCCACAUUUCUGGUGUAACUUUCUGGAGCCAGGAUGGGCAAUAAAGACCUUGUCCUCCAAAUAUUGAAUGUGUUCUGGUUGCUAAUGGCCUCUGAUCAAAAAGGUGCAGAAACAGAGUCUGGUGGCCAUUGUUUCAUUCCCCACUGUCAGAAUGUCCUAUAUAUAUUUUUUUUUUGGACUUUCAAAAACAACUGGUCAGACCAGGUACUGGUGCCACGUGGCGCUGGUGGGAACGCAUCUCACCUGGGACAGGACCCGGAGCGGGAGUGUCUCAGUGGGCCGGCUUGGGGAACGGCAUGUCAUCAUCUUUGGGAAAGCCAGUGACUCCUCCUGUGAAUCAGAUCCAAGAAACAAUUUCUGAUAAUUGUGUGGUGAUUUUCUUGAAAACAUCUUAUUCUUACUAUACGGUGGCAAAAAAGCUUUUCCAUGACAUCAAUGUUAACUGCAAAGUGGUGGAACUGGACAUGGUUGAAUACGGAUGCCAGUUCCAAGACGCUCUUUACAGAAUGACUGGUGAAAGAACUGUGCCAAGAAUAUUUGUCAAUGGAACUUUUAUUGGAGGUGCAACUGACACUCAUAGGCUUCACGAAGAAGGGAAAUUGCUGCCAUUGGUUCAUCAGUGUUAUUUAAAGAAAAGCAACAAGAAUUUUAGUGAUAGUAAAAUGCCAGUUAUUUAAAGUGAUAAUGCCUGAUGAUGCCUUUUGAAUAUUUGAGGAUCUUUAAAUAUGAGAAUUACCUUUAUGAAAACAUUAUAAAAACAAUGAACAAUAAAUCACUGUGGAAACCUCAAAAAAAAAAACAACAACAAACAACAACAACUGGAGACACCAAGACGGCGCAGUAGGUAGACGCUGUGUUUACCUUCUCUCACAACCACAUCAAAAUUACAACUAAUCUACAAAACAACCAUUCUUGAGACUCGCCUAAAAAUCAAGCUGAACUGAAGUCUUUAAACUUCAGUUCAGCUUGGACAUGCAGAAGAAGCUACCUCUAGACUGGUAGGAAGGGCAGAGACAUGGAACAGUCUGGUCCC